AUGUCUCGCUACAAUAACUCCCAUUCAAGCUUAAAUCGCAUUGCCUCUAACCUCUCCAAUGUUGAUUUGCAAUACUUCAUUGGUGUUGAUGUUGGUAGUGGGUCUGCCAGAGCCGCUAUUUGUUCUUCUGCCGGUAAUAUCCUUUCGCUUGCUGAAAGACCGAUUAUUCGCCAGGAAUUGAAACCAGACUACAUCACCCAAUCGACGACCGAGAUCUGGGAUGCAGUGUGCUUCACUGUUAAAACCGUGAUUCGUGACUCAGGGGUCGAUCCUAGUCUCAUUUACGGUAUUGGGUUCGACGCCACUUGCUCGUUGGUGGUGAUUGAUGGCACUACCGAUGAGCCACUUGCUGUGGGGCCGGACUUUGAGAAUGAUAAUCAAAACAUCAUUAUGUGGAUGGACCAUAGGGCUCUUGAAGAGACUGCGGAAAUCAACAAGUCUGGAUACUUUGGAUUGAAGUACGUGGGUGGGCAAAUGAGCGUGGAGAUGGAAAUCCCAAAAAUCAAGUGGUUGAGAAAUAACAUGCCCCCAAAGAAAUUCAAAAACUCGUUGUUCUUUGAUUUACCAGAUUACUUGGUUUACAGAGCCACCUCGGUGCACCAUAGAAGUUAUUGUUCUACGGUUUGUAAACAAGGGUUGGUGCCCCCAGGAGUCGAUGGUCAAACCUCCGGUUGGUCAAAAGAGUUUUUUGAAGCUGUUGAUUUGCCAGAAUUAGUGGCAGAUGAUUUCAGAAAACUCGGGGGGUCUCCUGGAAACACUGGGAAAUGGUUCAGUGCUGGUGAAUCCGUGGGUCCAUUAAGUACUAAAGCUGCCGAAGAAUUGGGAUUGACCACCAAUUGUUAUGUUGGUUCCGGGGUCAUUGAUUGCUAUUCCGGUUGGGUGGGGACCAUUGCUGGUAAAACCGAUGUGGCGAUCCCAGAAUUGGAUAAACAAGACCAAGAAUUCACUGGUAUUGACAAGGCUUUUGGGAGAUUGGCUGCGGUUGCCGGGACUUCCACUUGUCACUGUGUGAUGUCCAAAGAUGCGGUUUUCGUACCAGGGGUCUGGGGUCCUUAUAGAGAUAUUAUGGCUCCAGGGUAUUGGUUGGCAGAAGGUGGCCAAUCCUGCACUGGUGCCUUAUUGGCCCAUGUGUUAUCUACCCACCCAGCGUACGGUGAAUUAUCCCAAAAGGCUGACGCAUCGAAUAUUUCCAAGUUUGAUUACUUAAACUCAGUGCUUGAAAGAUUGAAAGUUGAAAGAAAAGAACGUUCUGUGGUCAGCCUCGCCAAGCAUUUGUUCCUUUAUGGGGAUUUUCACGGUAACAGAUCGCCAAUUGCCGAUCCUACCAUGAGAGCCAGCAUCAUUGGACAAUCUUUAGAUACUUCAUUGGAGGAUUUGGCAAUCAUGUAUUUGGGAGCGUGUGAAUUCAUUGCCCAACAAACCCGACAAAUUGUCGAAGCCAUGGAGACCGCGGGGCAUAAAAUCUCUACGAUUUUCAUGUCUGGUGGCCAAUGUCGUAAUGGGUUAUUAAUGCGUCUUUUGGCCGAUUGUGUUGGUAAACCAGUGGUGAUUCCUCGUUAUAUUGACGCUGCGGUGGUAUUUGGAUCGGCAAUUUUAGGGGCCGUCGCCGCCGAGUCAGUGCCUCGAUCAUUGAAGAGAAGCAAUUCCAUCAGUUUCUUGAAAUCCGGCCCAUCAUUUAUCAAUCACCACCACAAACCUCUCAGUGAUUUGCCAUCUCCUUAUACCGUCCCUACCGCCACCGCCUCCUCAGCCAAUAUCGCAUCUUUGGCCUCGGUUUCGUAUACCACACCUACUCCUGAAGGAUAUCCUUUCCCGGUGAUGACUCCAAUGGAUGAGAAGAAUGAGUUUGAUCUCAUCCCACAUGGUGAUAGCCAAGCAAUUGAGGAUGAUGAUGAUGAUGAUGAUGAUGAAGAAGAUGGGGCGGCGAUUCAAUUUGGUGCCCAAAACAAGAAUUUCGAAAAAGUGUUCAAUGAUAGAUUGAAAUUAGGCCAUACUGGUUCAUCUCCCGUUCAACAUAGCGUGUCUGGGGCGAUUAUCACUAAGUCCAGAGCGUCGUCGAUUGGGAAAACUGCCGAGAAACCUGGGGAUAAAUUAUGGCUCGUGAUGGAGAAAAUGUCGGGGCCUGGGAAAGUGGUGAGUCCAUCUCCGAAUAACGAUCCAGAUAGAAUAUUAUUGGCUGCUAAAUACAAGAUUUUCUUGGAUAUGCUCAAUAAACAAAGAGAGUAUCGGGCUUUAGUGGACGGGGUGGAGGCAAUGUUGUGUGUUAAGCCAUGA
Molecule: messenger RNA, 2274 nt
Organism: Saccharomycopsis crataegensis
Lineage: Eukaryota; Fungi; Ascomycota; Saccharomycetes; Ascoideales; Saccharomycopsidaceae
Product: putative phosphotransferase
Exons: 1
Coding region: 1-2274 (757 amino acids)
Biological process (GO): carbohydrate phosphorylation; pentose metabolic process
Cellular component (GO): cytoplasm
Molecular function (GO): D-ribulokinase activity
Source: RefSeq, a predicted model, not a curated record